This is a messenger RNA of Penicillium antarcticum, 1944 nucleotides long. RefSeq names its product DNA helicase ZGRF1-like domain-containing protein. Gene Ontology annotation, cellular component: site of double-strand break; nucleus. Lineage: Eukaryota; Fungi; Ascomycota; Eurotiomycetes; Eurotiales; Aspergillaceae. The record is from RefSeq and is a predicted model, not a curated record. The transcript is spliced from 2 exons. Bases 1 to 1944 code for a protein of 647 amino acids. Gene Ontology annotation, biological process: double-strand break repair.
AUGAUGUCAACUCCGUCCUCGACCGCGCGAAGUGCGACUGCGACUUCGCCUCAGGUCACCGCGUCGGUCGUCAAGUUCCACUGUCUCUACACCCACGACCUGCGCCGCAAGUCGAAACGUUGGCAAGAUGGCUAUCUACGCUACCACAAGUUCAACAAGCGCAUAAUGGUUUAUGAUGACCAUGGAAACUUCAUCGGUGACCACCAUUGGCGAUCGAAUGACGAGGUCCAAGAUGGCGAUGAACUCGAGCUGGAUAAGGGUGUUCUCAUCCAAGUUACCGAAUGCACCGGGACGAGUGAAACCGAUAUUACGAACCUCUACGAGAAACGAAAUUCCAGCCAGGGCUCACCACAGACUAAAGCUCCAUUAUCCAAAGCUCCCCGCUCCUCGGCACCAUUCCGUUCCUCCGGCUCCCAAUCUUUCCGUUCGCUAAACGACCUAUUGAAUAUCAAGAAGACUCCGAUCGGACAUCUGGUAUCCCCAUACGAGCAAAGAAAUCCCCUACCGAAGACACAGAACCCGGAAGAACAUACAAGACCGGCGAAACGUCAGAAAACAACCACGGCGGUGCCUGUAAACUCAGAAAGAACGUCGCGCGUUCACAGCUCGGUUAUUGAUUUGACGGAGCCGAACCCCAGAGCUCCUCCGAGACAGGAAAAAAAUGCACAGGCAGAAACAGAGCCUCCCGGUUCUGGAGGUUACCCGCUGGUCAAUGCAUAUCCAACAGUUCGUGAAGCUACAAGGACGGUUGCACCAAAGCCAACAGUGCCCCAGAGACCCAAUCCUCCUACUACAAAAGGCCCGGUAGUUGCUGCACCUGGAAUGACGAACAGUCGGCCAAAGCCAAUGGCACCACCUUGUGUAGCACCAAACCCUAUACAAUCUGCUGCAUCAGUGAACAAUGGGCCUCAAGACCCACCGCAGCCCAUGCAGUCUCAGAGAACCCUUCCUAUUGUCACAAGAAACCCCGUCACUGCGCCCGAAAUGGACAGUAAUCGACCAACACCAAGGGCGCCACUUCCCACAACACCCAAAGCUGUGCAAUCAGCCACAGCCGUGAACAAUACGCCUCAAGAUCUGCCGCAGCUCCAAAGACCUAACAGCGCAGAAUUUUCAAGGCCUUCUGCUGUUCCGGCGAUAUCAGAAUCUCUACCCCAGGGAAGAACAACAACGGAUGGAUCCGUUACAGAGGUUGCAGAUAGAUUGAACGAUUUGUCAAACUCCACGCAACCACCAAGACCGGGCCCUCCGACAGCUUUGCGGCCACCUCCAGCUGCACCAAAACCGCUUACCACCCGUCCCAUACCAAAUGCAUCUGUCAAAACAAACAACAAAAAUGCAGAACAUUUGAAGCCUCCCAAUGAUACAGCUUCCAAUGAAAUGCCACCUCCUUCACGUCCAUCCCCCGCAGUACCGUCGGACAAACCAACGACUUCUUUACGAAUGGCAGCUGCGAAGCCUCGUAGGAAGCUGAUGUACAGCGCACUGCUGCCAGGUGAUAUCUUACAGAAAUCAUCUUCUCCACCGACAAGGACAGCCCCUGACCCCGAAUCACGUGAGACCACCACGACUUCCCAAGAGCCGCAAUUCACAAGACCAGUCGUUCCCCCGACUGAGGAUCCAGGAACUGCAAGUGAAGACUUCAUGCCGUCAGCGUCAACGCAAUUCAUCUUUGACGAGAUGCUUGAUGGUUCAGGCUUGAAACCGCCUUCAGCAAUUCGGAACUUAACAGGUAGAAGAUCUCUUGAUUCGCCUUUGCGCAAGUCAUUAUCGGAUCCAACUGCAUUGAUUUCACGACAAGGCCACCAGGCCCGUUCAAGCCUGACGAGAAGCUUCUCAACUGCAGCAGGCCAGGAAAACGAACCCAAAGAAGAAGGACCAUGGACAUCUGAAGCUUUAGAUCUGUUUGAUUUCUGGCCCGCUGGACGCCCAAAACCUACGUGA